AUGGCAUCCCAAAGAUUAAUCGACACCACCUCGCGGGUCCGCAAGAAGCCCAUGCGCAUCCUCGUCCUAGGCAUGUGCCGCACCGGCACAACCACAAUCACCGCCGCACUCCGCAAACUAGGUUUCACCCCCCACCAAAUGCGCAACGUGCUCUCCAACCCCUCGGACCUCGCCCUCUGGCAAGAAGCAAUCAACCUCACCCUGCUCCCCCCUCCAGACCGGCCUUCCCACCAACGCAACCAAGCACCCUACACCAAACAAGACUUUGACAAACUCCUGUCCGACUACGACGCCGUAACCGACCUCCCAGGCUGCCUAUUUGCAAAAGAACUCGUAGAAGCCUAUCCCGACGCCAAGGUCAUCCUCACCCUACGCAACUAUGCAGACUGGGAAGGUAGCAUGCGCGAAAGUCUCUGGUGCCUCGAUACAUGGCGCUUGUUUACGUUCUGUCGCCAGUUCAAUCUUACCCAACUGGCGCCGCUGAUGCAGCUUGUGCACUCGGCCUUCAAGGUGCAUAGUGGGAAUCACUAUGGCGGGGCUGCGUCCAAAACGGCGUUUGAGCGGCAUUAUGAGGUGGUGAGGCGCGUGGUGCCGAAAGACCGCCUGCUGGAGCUGGAUAUGGAUGGCGAGCUGGGGUGGGAGCCGUUGUGUGGGUUUUUGGGCGUCGAGGCGCCGAAGGAGGGGUUUCCGGUUGUGCAGGAGGAGAAGGCUAUGCGGAGGGGGCUCGAGAGUGCGUGGUGGGGUAUGGUCCAGUAUUUUGUGCUGCUGAUUCUGUUGCCAGGGUCCGUGGUUGUUGGGUCCUACUUUUUCUUCGUGUACGCCGAUGUGCUGAGGGAAUAUAGGGAUAUGGUCCUUUUGAUGCUAAAGAAGUAUAUGGAUACUGGGGAGUGGUAA
This is a messenger RNA of Bipolaris maydis ATCC 48331, 894 nucleotides long. The record is from RefSeq and is a predicted model, not a curated record. NCBI's taxonomy places the organism in Eukaryota, Fungi, Ascomycota, Dothideomycetes, Pleosporales, Pleosporaceae.